This is a messenger RNA of Trichoderma atroviride IMI 206040, 2478 nucleotides long. NCBI's taxonomy places the organism in Eukaryota, Fungi, Ascomycota, Sordariomycetes, Hypocreales, Hypocreaceae. The record is from RefSeq and is a predicted model, not a curated record.
AUGCCUCCCAAAAGGAAGGCCGGCACCAGCGCCGUGCAGGGAGGGCUCAAGGCCGGUCGGUCCUCGCGCAUGUCGACGCCAGGAGGAGUGACUCCUCGCAGCAUCGAGAAUCGCUUCUCACUGGGGCGGUACCAGAAGAAGCACCACAUCCGGGAGCCUCUCCCACACAUCUUUGGUAGCAAUGAUUUCUCGUAUCUCGAUCUCAAGAAAGAUCACCAGAACCGGCCGCUUUGGAUCGAUCCUCAGAAGGGUAGAAUCAUCCUCGAGAGCUUCAAUCCGCUGGCGGAGCAGGCCCAAGAUUUUCUCAUUACCAUUGCCGAGCCUCUGUCGCGCCCGACGUUCAUGCACGAGUAUGCCCUCACUACACAUAGUCUCUACGCCGCUGUAUCUGUCGGCUUGUCGCCUCAUGACAUUAUAAAUACUCUCGAUCGCUUUCUCAAGACGCCUCUGCCGGUCGAAAUUCGGUCCUUCAUCGAAAGCUGUACGCAAAGCUAUGGCAAGGUCAAACUUGUCUUGAAGAACACCAAGUACUACGUCGAGAGUCCGGAUCCCAACAUGUUGCAGAUGCUGCUCAAAAACCCCAGGAUCGGCCCUCUCCGCGUUCAGGGAACGGCAGAAAUCACGACAUCGGCAGCACCUAAGCUCGGAAACCUGGUCAUUCCUGGCACUAAGAAUGCUGCGGGUGCCAAACAGGCGAACGGCGGCGAGCAACCGCACGAAGGUCAACCAACCCAGGAGGGCGACGUACUCGCUCGACUGGGCGAAGAAGAUGACGACGACCAGGAAGUCACACACUCUUUUGAGAUUGCAGACAAAGACGUCGAGACUGUACAGAAAGAAUGUCUCAAUCUGGGGUUCCCUGUUCUCGAGGAGUACGAUUUCCGACGCGACGAAGUCAACGCGACUCUUGACAUCGACCUUAAACCCGGCACCCAGAUUCGUCCUUAUCAAGAGAAGAGUCUCAGCAAAAUGUUCGGAAACGGACGUGCCAAGAGCGGCCUGAUUGUCUUACCUUGUGGUGCUGGAAAGACGCUGGUUGGCAUUACCGCAGCUUGCACCAUCAAGAAAGGCGUCAUUGUGCUGUGUACUAGUUCCAUGUCCGUCGUGCAGUGGCGUAAUGAGUUUUUGAAAUGGUCCAACAUUAAUCCAGACGAUAUUGUCGCCUUCACAUCGGACUCCAAGAACAGCGUCUUCACAGGAAGCACCGGUAUCAUAGUGACCACCUACUCCAUGGUCACCCAAUCUAGAGCCAGAUCAUACGAUGCCGAGAAGAUGAUGAGAUUUCUCACUGGGCGAGAAUGGGGUCUGAUGCUUUUGGACGAGGUUCACGUCGUGCCCGCCAACAUCUUCCGAAAGGUCACCUCGUCAAUCAAGACUCACUCCAAGCUAGGCUUAACGGCCACACUGCUGCGAGAAGAUGACAAGAUCUCCGAUCUCAACUUCCUCAUCGGCCCAAAGUUAUUCGAGGCCAACUGGAUGGAGCUGUCAAAGCAGGGUCAUAUUGCGCGGGUUCAAUGCGCCGAAGUCUGGUGCCCAAUGCCUACCGAGUUCUAUGACGAAUAUCUUCGAGCGCCAUCGCGUAAGAAGAAUUUGCUCUACAUUAUGAACCCUCGCAAGUUCCAGGCUUGCCAGUAUCUGAUAAACUACCAUGAAUCAAGAGGUGACAAGAUCAUCGUCUUCUCGGAUAACGUGUACGCCUUGAAGGCGUAUGCCCUGAAGUUGGGAAAAGCAUUCAUCUACGGCGGCACUGGACAGGCGGAGCGUCUGCAAGUGUUGGAAAACUUCCAGCACAAUCCACAGGUCAACACGCUGUUUCUAUCAAAAAUUGGCGAUACAUCGCUGGACUUGCCGGAGGCCACGUGCCUGAUUCAGAUAUCCUCACAUUACGGAUCUCGACGUCAAGAGGCGCAGCGGCUCGGACGAAUCCUGAGAGCCAAGCGUAGAAAUGACGAAGGCUUUAAUGCAUUUUUUUAUUCGUUAGUCUCUAAAGAUACGCAGGAAAUGUACUUUUCAUCCAAGCGGCAAGCCUUUCUGGUUGACCAAGGCUACGCCUUUAAAGUCAUCACUCAGCUGGCAAACAUUGAGAAGACGCCCGGAUUGGCCUUUGCAACUGCGACUGAGCGGCGUGAGCUUCUACAGAAGGUUCUAGUCGAGAACGAGACAAUGGAUGACGAAGAUAUCACAGACGAUUUAUUCCACAGUGGUACAAUGGGGCGGAAGAAGAAGGGAGCGGCUCGCCGAACGGCAGGCACUCUGGGCGAGCUCAGUGGUGGACAGGACAUGGCCUACAUUGAGCAGAACAAGAAGAUGAAUGCUGCUUUCAAGAAAGGAAAAGGAAAGAAGGAGAGCAGCGCGUUCUUCAAGAAGAUUGGGCGAGAAAAUGCUCGGCGAGCUGCCUUGGCUUAGGCAUGUAACCAGCACACGGUUCAAAUUUUUGGCAAUCUUUAUAAACACCUACUACAGAUUGGAUGGUCCGAC